Dendrobium catenatum is the source of this 1274-nucleotide messenger RNA. RefSeq names its product eukaryotic translation initiation factor 2 subunit beta. The transcript is spliced from 10 exons. Gene Ontology annotation, biological process: translational initiation; formation of cytoplasmic translation initiation complex; formation of translation preinitiation complex. The record is from RefSeq and is a predicted model, not a curated record. The coding region runs from base 178 to 993 and encodes 271 amino acids. Gene Ontology annotation, cellular component: eukaryotic translation initiation factor 2 complex. NCBI's taxonomy places the organism in Eukaryota, Viridiplantae, Streptophyta, Magnoliopsida, Asparagales, Orchidaceae. Gene Ontology annotation, molecular function: translation initiation factor binding; mRNA binding; translation initiation factor activity.
UGGAUCCAUGACCCGAAGAGGCUUAACCUGUCAAUUCGGAAACCUUUGUCUAGCAAACGAUCACAUUCCGUAACCGCGCCGAAGUAGGGUUUGCUCUGUCUUGCCGAUAUAUGCCACAGAUCACCGGCGACCAACAGCUUUGGACAAUUCCUGUAAUUUUUAGGUGUGCUUAUAGAGAUGGCGGAGGAGAAUCCAUCCAACUUGAAGGAUGAGAUUACCGAGCUUGCCUCGUUCGAUCCUUCUAAGAAAAAGAAGAAGAAGAAGGUGAUAAUCCAAGAUCCUAAUGAGGAAGUGGACAAGCUAGUUGAGAAUACUGAAAAUUUAUCAGUUGCUGAUACACCGGAGCCUAACUUUGCUGGUAUGAAGAAAAAGAAGAAGAAACCGGUGGAAACUGACUUCUUGAUUGAUGACGAGAAUGCUGAUGAUGGGGCGGAUGCUGAAUAUGAUCAAAUUGGUGAGGAUGAUGAAGGGGAGGGAAUUGUGCUUGCAAGUGUAAGAUAUCCUUGGGAAGGCACAGUUCGAGAUUAUAAAUAUGAUGAGCUUUUGGAUAGAGUUUUCAAUAUCUUGCGAGAAAAUAAUCCUGAUCUUGCUGGAGACCGGCGCCGAACAGUUAUGAGGCCACCACAGGUUCUUAGGGAAGGAACUAAGAAGACGGUAUUUGUUAACUUCAUGGACCUAUGCAAGACGAUGCAUAGACAGCCAGAACAUGUGAUGAUGUUCUUACUUGCCGAAAUGGGAACUAGUGGAUCCCUCGACGGGCAACAAAGAUUGGUUGUAAAGGGGAGGUUUGCUCCCAAAAAUUUUGAGGGUAUUCUGAGAAGAUAUGUCAAUGAAUAUGUCAUAUGCAAUGGAUGCAAAAGCCCAGACACGAUACUCUCUAAAGAGAACCGUUUGUUCUUUCUGCGUUGUGAGCAGUGUGGUUCUUCUCGAUCAGUUGCUACAAUCAAGGCUGGCUUUGUUGCCCGUGUUGGCCGCCGUAGAGCUGGUGCUUGAUUCACUGCAGACUGCUUUGAUAGCAUCAUCUCCUUCGCGGUGAAUUUUUCCGAGUAUUAUAGAGCUGAUUCGACAUUUGAGCUUCUCUUUCUCCAAGGUUUUUGUGCUUUAUUACUCCUCUUUUUUUUAUCUUACAAUUUGAAUUCACGCCAAGAGCUGUUGAAUUCUUCAAUGCUGAUUGCUAAAUUACAAAAUUACUCUUUGUAUGAUACCUUAUUUUAUUACUUUUAUAUUAAGAGAUUUAUUCAUUUAAUGAAAUAGAUAAUAGAUUUUAGCUUUUU